GAGGUUGAGAAGGGAAAUGAAGGCGGAUGGGGAACAGGACAGGUGGUGGCUCCAGGGGAAGAAAGGUGACUUUACUGCCCAUCUUGGUGGACUCCCUGGGAGGUAAAAAAAAAGAGAGAAAGCUAUUUUUUUUGCAAAAGAAAGGCACUAGGACCCAGUGCUUAGCUGCCUAUCUGCGGCUGGGAGAAGGGAAGAGUAGCCUUGGAGGUUGUUGCUGAAGCUAGUGGGCAAGGAGGCGAGGGGCGGGCGGUCGAGCAAUCGCAGCCCCUGGCAGACAGACAGAUACAGAUAAGGCAGCAAAAAAAAAUUAAAUUAGAUACGAUACAAUCAAUGCGAGGAUGCGGAGAAUCCGUGCAAAUGCAAUCGUCCUGCUGACUGUAGCCUGGAUCCUGGGCAUGUUGUAUUACUUGUGGCAUGACAGCAGACCUUACCCGAAACAAGGCAGCAGCAGCAGCAGCAGCGGCAGAAACGUACAGAAACCCAUCAGGUUGGAGAGCAGCAGAGAGGAUAGGACUGUGGUGCAAGUGGUAACAAAGGCACCGUGGCUGGACGACCACAAGUUAAAGGCAUUUGACGAGCAGGCUUAUCUGGCCAGGAAGCAACUCAAUCCUGGCGCCGAUCCCUAUGGGAAUCAUGCCUUCAACCAGCAGGAGAGUGACAAGCUGGCCAGCGACCGACCCAUUCGCGACACAAGGCACUACAGAUGUGCUUCUGUUCAAUACAAUAAGGACUUUCUAUCAACCAGCAUCAUCAUCACAUUCCACAACGAGGCUCGCUCCACUUUACUCCGCACAGUGAAGAGCAUUCUCAACCGCAGUCCUCCCAGUUUAGUCCAGGAAAUCAUCCUCGUUGAUGACUUCAGCACAGACCCGGAGGACUGUCAACUUUUGACCAAGAUUCCCAAAAUAAAGUGUUUAAGGAACACGAGACGGGAAGGGCUGAUUCGCUCCCGUGUUAAAGGGGCGGACGCUGCCACGGCGGAAGUCCUGACGUUUCUGGACAGUCACUGUGAGGUAAACAAGGACUGGCUUCAACCAUUGCUACAAAGGGUUCAUGAGGAUUAUACCCGGGUGGUCAGUCCCAUCAUAGACGUCAUCAGCCUGGACAACUUUGCCUAUCUGGCUGCAUCGGCUGAUCUCAGAGGAGGGUUUGACUGGAGUUUGCAUUUUAAAUGGGAGCAGAUGCCAAUCCAGCAGAAGAUGGCAAGGACUGAUCCAACACAGUCCAUCCGGACCCCGGUCAUCGCUGGAGGAAUUUUUGUCAUGAAUAAAUCUUGGUUCAACCAUCUUGGCAAAUACGACACUCAGAUGGACAUUUGGGGUGGGGAGAAUUUUGAGCUCUCUUUCCGGGUCUGGAUGUGCGGAGGAAGUCUAGAGAUUGUGCCCUGCAGUCGUGUGGGGCAUGUCUUCCGCAAACGACAUCCAUAUGACUUUCCUGAGGGCAAUGCUCUCACUUACAUAAAGAACACCAAACGCACGGUGGAAGUGUGGAUGGAUGAUUAUAAACAGUAUUACUAUGAAGCCAGACCAUCUGCUCUUGGAAAAGCCUAUGGAAACAUUGCAGAGCGAGUGGACCUACGCAGGCGACUGAGGUGCAAUUCCUUCCAGUGGUACCUGCAGAACGUGUACCCGGAGCUCAGGAUUCCGGAAAAGGAGGUGUCGGAGAGAGCAGUGGUCAGGCAGGGGGAGAAAUGCCUGGAGGCUCAGGACUUGCACAGAGUGGUGUCAAUCAUCGCCAGCUUGAGGCCGUGCAAAGGAUUGCAGAGCAACCUCCUGUUUAGCCAGGAAUGGGUACUUUCGGGUCCUCUGAUCAAACACCAAGACAAGUGUCUGGCUCUCACCAACUUCUCUCUAGGGUCACAGGUGAUACUCGACUUGUGCAAUCCACAGGAUGGCAGACAGAAAUGGAAAAUAAAAGGAUCGUCUAUCAUGCAGUUGGUGACAGGGGCAUGUCUGGAUAGCCAGGUGGAGACAGAAAAAGACCGGGUGGGAACAACAUCUUGCCAACCUGACCUCGCCAGCCAACAGUGGGAACUAUUGCAAGUCACGUGACACCAGAGGUUGGAGCCUCCCCGAUAACCGUGCAUGGACUUUGAAAUGAAAUGUUUUUAAUUUGUACGUUUUCACUGUAGGCUUGAGAUAAGAAGCUCCAGAGUCAAGGCACCAGCUGUGUGAACUCCAGCUGUCAAAAUGCACAAAUAGUGAAUUUCCGCAACAGCCUAAGACACAGCCGAGCACUGAAAGACCUGGAAUUGAGUCAGGAUACAUCGCGUAGAGGUGGACUGUAUGACAUCCUACUGUAAAGUCACAGGAUAUUACUGCAGCCAUCUAUUUUCUUCCUGAAGGACAAUGUCACCCUCACUGCAGUUGGUCAGCUGAAUCAUCACCUACCAUCACUUCCACUC
Callorhinchus milii (elephant shark) is the source of this 2404-nucleotide messenger RNA. It is a transcript of the gene galnt16, whose product is annotated as UDP-N-acetyl-alpha-D-galactosamine:polypeptide N-acetylgalactosaminyltransferase 16. Bases 339 to 2051 code for a protein of 570 amino acids. NCBI's taxonomy places the organism in Eukaryota, Metazoa, Chordata, Chondrichthyes, Chimaeriformes, Callorhinchidae. Gene Ontology annotation, cellular component: Golgi apparatus. The transcript is spliced from 15 exons. The record is from RefSeq and is a predicted model, not a curated record.